GGAGGGGGAAGGAGAGAGUGGGAGAGCAGGGAGAAAGCGAGUGAGGAAGAGAGGGGGAGAGCACAGGCCUCACCAAAUAAAGCCAUGAGGGCUUGGUCUGGGAUGGCCCUCUCCACACUAUAAAUACGUUGGGAUUCUGCCGAUUCGGGUUUGGUGGCUGGAGCUGUGUACUAGCAACUGCACCAGCCCAGCUCAGGAGAAUCUCAUCCACACUCAGGCCUACAGCCAUGCCAAGGGUGGAUGCGGACCUCAAACUGGACUUUAAAGAUGUCCUGUUCAGACCGAAGAGGAGCAGCCUAAAGAGUAGGUCUGAGGUGGACCUGCAGAGGACUUUCACAUUCCGCAACUCAAAGCAAACCUACAAUGGAAUCCCUGUCAUUGCAGCUAAUAUGGACACCACGGGUACUUUUGAGAUGGCUCAGGUACUGAGCAAGCACACACUUUUCACCGCCAUCCAUAAGCACUACUCCCUGGAAGAGUGGAAAACAUUUGCAACCAGUCAUCCAGAAUGCUUAGAGAAUGUGGCAGCCAGCUCAGGCAGUGGGAUGGCAGACUUUGAGAAACUGUGCAGCAUUCUAGAAGCUAUUCCACUUCUCAAGUACAUCUGCCUGGACGUAGCCAAUGGAUAUUCAGAGCACUUUGUAGAGUUUGUCAAACAAGUUCGGGAGAAAUUCCCAAACCACACAAUCAUGGCUGGAAACGUGGUGACAGGAGAGAUGGUGGAGGAGCUCAUUCUGACUGGAGCUGACAUUAUUAAAGUUGGCAUUGGACCAGGUUCCGUUUGUACCACUCGCAUCAAGACUGGAGUGGGUUACCCGCAGUUAAGUGCUGUUAUUGAGUGUGCAGACUCUGCUCAUGGACUAAAAGGACAUAUCAUCUCCGAUGGAGGCUGCAGCUGUCCAGGGGAUGUUGCCAAGGCGUUUGGUGCAGGGGCAGAUUUUGUCAUGCUUGGAGGCAUGCUAGCAGGGCAUGACCAGUGCACUGGUGACAUCAUCGAAAAGGAUGGGAAGAAGUUCAAGCUGUUCUAUGGGAUGAGCUCAGAUACAGCCAUGAAGAAAUAUGUAGGUGGUGUGGCAGAGUACAGGGCAUCUGAGGGCAGGACUGUGCAGGUGCCCUAUAAGGGUGAUGUGGAGAACACCAUCAGAGACAUCCUGGGUGGCCUGCGGUCCACCUGCACAUACGUGGGAGCGGCCAAGCUGAAGGAGCUCAGCCGCAGGACCACCUUCAUCAGAGUCACACAGCAAUCCAGCCAAAUGUUCAACUAGACCCAUGCAGACCGUACGAGCUACUCAUACAUCACACAUUACUAUCCAUCAGAGUCACCUGCAGAAAAAGGAAAAUUACCCGCACUCUCAAAAUUCCCCGGUUUCAACCAGCAGGAGUGUCCAUGGAAUAGGGGAACAUGUUGCCUUGACCCUGUAAGGAGAAUAAGCAGGCAGAUCAGACACAUGCAUACAGCCUAUCGUACCUCACUGCAUCAGCCAGGAUUUGUGCAUGUGCCUUGGGUACAGGGCUUUCCCUGUCACUGGGAGAUUUCAGACACACCCUGACACACACACAGACAAAGCCACAGAUUUCUUCUGUCUUGCUCAGGACCCAUAUGCUCUGCUGCUAUACAUUUCCUUGAGAAAGCAGCUGAUUUGAAGCAUGAUUCGCCUGUUGUUAGUAUAAGGCUUUAAACUCUUCAGGAUAGAUUAUGUGAUGUCAGUGAAUGACUAAGUAUGAGCGAAUUGAAUAGGGACUCCUCAAAUAUGUCCUUAUGGGAAAUGCAUUAAUGAUGCUAUGCUGGGGAAUUCAUUCGCUGAAACUAUGCAACAAUGUUACCGUUGGAAAAAUAUGAGCCAGCACAGGGCAUAGAAAGAACAAAGGAAGUUCUCGCUACUUGAAACCUUUUCUUUCAUACACUACAUGUACAAUUGACUUGAUUUUAGUGGAAACUGGUGCACAACAUACUCUACUAUUUCUGUUGGCCUGCUUUCUCCAUGAAUAUACGCUGGGUGUGGCUGGACAGAGCAAAAGAGAAAGAUUGUAGUGCCUGUAUAUGUUCCUUCUUUAGGUCUUUGCAGUUUAAAUCAGGAAAUAUGCCUUUGUAUGUUGGUGAACUGGUGAAUGUGACUGUAAAUGAUGAAAUAAAGAAGGUAUAUUAAUUAACAA
Molecule: messenger RNA, 2154 nt
Organism: Electrophorus electricus (electric eel)
Lineage: Eukaryota; Metazoa; Chordata; Actinopteri; Gymnotiformes; Gymnotidae
Gene: gmpr
Product: guanosine monophosphate reductase
Biological process (GO): nucleotide metabolic process
Cellular component (GO): GMP reductase complex
Molecular function (GO): GMP reductase activity
Source: RefSeq, a predicted model, not a curated record